Messenger RNA from Leptopilina heterotoma, 2083 nucleotides. RefSeq names its product ribosomal oxygenase 1 (gene NO66). Lineage: Eukaryota; Metazoa; Arthropoda; Insecta; Hymenoptera; Figitidae. The record is from RefSeq and is a predicted model, not a curated record. Gene Ontology annotation, cellular component: nucleolus. Gene Ontology annotation, molecular function: histone H3K36 demethylase activity; histone H3K4 demethylase activity. The transcript has 6 exons. The coding region runs from base 135 to 2003 and encodes 622 amino acids.
AAAUUUCAAAAAAUUCUCUCCAGGAAAAGUGUAUGCGCAUGCGCACGUUAGGAAAAAAGGAGCAGUGAAAAAAAUUUUCCGAGAGCUACACGUGAGACGCGUGAGACUAUAAACGAAUCAUCAAAACAUUCCGGAUGGUUAACGACACAGAGCCAAUAUCCGCAUUUGCGGUUUAUUCCAUGAAGAGGAAGAGUGAUGAUUCUUUAAAGCCAAAGAAUGCCAAAAAAGUUAAGAAUAAAAAGAAGAAUCCAACUAACGUAACGAGUAUUUGUAAUAAUACAAAAAGAACAAAUAAUGGCAAUGAUACGUCUACAAAGAAAAAACUUAUUAUAGAGCAUAAUGGAAACGAUUUUAAAUUCAUGGAUUCAGUAGAAAUGAAGAAAGUAGAUAAACUAACGGAAAAAGCACAACCUGUUACUUUUGAGAAAAAAAGUAAAAAUGCAAAUAAAUUGAAAAAAGUGACAAAAAAUGAAAAGAGUAAAAAGUUGGAAAAAAUUGAAAAACUUAGACAACUUAAACAAAAUAAAGCAAAAAAUGUCUCGAACGCUCAACAUAAAACUGUAAAUAAUUCCAAUGAGGGCAAAACGAAGAAUACGAAAUUGAAAAACAAGAAAAGUACUUUAGAACAAACAGUGUCUAAUGAUGAAGAUUUUAGUGUUAAUCCACUAAAGAAGAGUAAAUUGUGUUUUGAAUGGUUGAUUUCGCCGAUUAGCGCUGAUGACUUUUUGGAGCAAUCCUGGGAGCAGCAACCGGUACAUAUAAAAAGGAAGGAUCCGGAUUAUUAUAAAUUUCUACUUUCGACUCCUAUGUUGGACACUAUUUUACGAGAACAACAUGUUCUAUUUACAAAAAAUCUCGACGUAACUUCGUAUACCAAUGGAAUAAGAGAAACUCACAAUCCACCUGGCCGAGCAUUACCCAGUAUCGUUUGGGAUUUUUUUGGAAAUGAUUGUUCAAUUAGAAUGCUGAAUCCCCAAACUUUCGUUCCACAACUUCAUGACUUGAAUGCAAUUCUUCAAGAGUUUUUCGGUUGCUUUGUCGGCGCAAAUUCCUAUCUCACUCCACCGAAUAGUCAGGGUUUUGCCCCGCAUUACGAUGACAUUGAAGCCUUUAUUUUGCAAAUCGAGGGCAAGAAACGUUGGAGACUGUAUAAACCGCGUAAUGAAGAAUUUCUCGCUCGAUUUUCGUCGAAAAAUUUCGAACAAUCAGAACUUGGUGAACUGAUUAUGGAUACGGUUUUAAAUGCAGGCGAUUUACUGUAUUUCCCCCGUGGAACUAUUCAUCAGGGAGAGACAAUAGACGACACACACAGUUUACACAUUACACUCAGUGUGUAUCAAAAAAAUUGUUGGACAGACUUAUUUGAGAAAUUAUUGCCCAAGGCGCUUGCUCAAGCAUCGAAAUUGGACUAUCGCUAUCGUCAAGGUUUACCCGUUGGAUCAACAAGAUUUAUGGGUUACGUUAAUUCGAGUGAUAGAAAUUCAGAGCGAAAGGCAUUUUUGGAGAAGGCGAAACUUCUUCUGGAUGAUCUUAUAAAUUAUGCGGAUGUCGAUGAGGCCGUUGAUGAAAUGGCUAAGGGUCAUCUUCACGAUUUUCUGCCACCAGUUCUGAGGGACGAGGAGCAACGUAAUUCCGUGAUUCGCGAUGGAUGGAUCGUGAGAAAUGAGGGAAUUGUUGAGGAACGUGUUGACAUUCGACCCGACACGAGAAUUCGACUUUUAAGAUCGCACUGUAUAAGAUUAUUAGAGGAUGAAGAUUCAUUCAAGAUUUACUACUCGACUGAAAACUCGAAGGAAUAUCAUGAGCAUGAACCGCAAUUUUUCGAGAUUGAACGUUACCAAGUACCUGUGAUCAAAGAAAUAAUUCUCCAGUAUCCGAAUUAUAUUAAAGUGGAAGAUUUGCCAAAUUCCGAAAUCGAUAUUGAUGUCAAGCUCGGCAUUGUACACGAUCUUUGGGAAAAAUGUUUGAUAGUGACUGAUGGACCACUGCCUCGAGAUGAUUGAAAUUUGUAAGUAAAAAAAUUGUAGGCGUUUUGAUAAGUUUUAAUUCCAUGUACAAAAUAAAUGUUUUUUUUGUAUUUAAA